This is a messenger RNA of Paramuricea clavata, 13182 nucleotides long. The record is from the annotation of a GenBank genome assembly. Lineage: Eukaryota; Metazoa; Cnidaria; Anthozoa; Malacalcyonacea; Plexauridae.
GAAGAGGUCAUGACAGCAGUUAUGCAAUCAUGGCAACAUGGCGUGUUUAUGUCAAAAACACAAACAUUUUAAAGCAAAAACAUAGCAUACAAUGUUGUUUUAACUUCUAUAUUCCUUAUGUUAUUUUUCCAAGACUUUAUAGAGAAAUUUUAGCUAUAUUUUGAUGACGACGUAUUGUAAGUUUUUACUGUGUUAUGAAGAAAUUUUAGUUAUUAAAAAUAUAAAUGGCAACUGACCCGGUGCAAGAAGAGAAGAUUUUUGUUGGUGAACAAAACGAAGCUGACCUAGCUGAACGGAAAGAUUAUGAAGCGGAUUUCGACACUUUUGAUGAGGAAGACAGACCACGUAAGCUAACAAUCUCAAAUUUUAGUUGUUUAUAGUUAUAUUUUUGUAUUGAAAAUAUAAUAGAAGGUACUUUGAUUGUUAAUGUUUAUUUUUAAUUAUUUUGUAAUUCUUGACAGUUGUCACAUGAUGGUAAUGAGUUUUCCUGUGUGAUUUUCAACUUCUUUGAACAAAUUACUUAUAAAUGACCAACAUAAAUACUGCAUUGAAAAUAUGUCCAGCAGUUGGCUAUUUAUAAUCCUGACAUUCAUGUCAAUCAAAUAAUGUUCCCUCUUUCUAGCUGCAUAUCAAGAACAUGAGAGUGAUCCACUAUCUGAUUUUGAACACAAUGUCAUCAGUGACGAGGAUACGGAGUCAUUAACUGGGUAUGUGAAUAUCAGAGGCAGCUUGAGUCAGUGGCACCACCAGGAUUUUAUUUGGCGGCAGGGCGGGGGGAGGGGGGAAAGUCACAAUUCUAGGGGGUCUGUCAACAAAUUGUCAACAAGAUUCCCUGGAAAAAGAUGUCUGAACAGGUUCGCAACAUUUAGACUAAUUAUUAUAGAAAACAAUUGUUUUCUUUUGCACAGAUCAAGUCUUUAUAGGAAUGGUUUUAUGACCAUUUUUGCAAAUUGCUUGCCUGAUGUGGUGCACAAUAUUCCACAUGCAUAUCAAAAUGUGUGGCCAGGCCUUCUUAGUUAUAUAUAGAGAUGACAUAUGCACUGAGUAAUGUACUACCAAUACUUACUGUAGGAGUCUGGAUGGUGUGACUGGUGGUGAUGAAUAUGAACUGACUGGAGAUGACACAGAAUAUCAUUCAGAUCCUGUCACAAAACAGACCAGACAGGUAUAGGUAGAUCUCUCAUAGCGAUUUAAUAUUGUUAGUAACUUGAUGGAGGAAUGAUGUAUCUAUCCUGCCUGCACAGCUAUCCUUGUUUUUCCAGUAAAAUUGUUUUAAAUGACAAAUGUUUGAAAUAUCCAAAGGUUGUCACACUUCCCAAUAUGUUAAUACUCUUAUUUAGGAAAAAUUACGCAUGUUAGCUUUACGAAGACAUCUUGAUCUACUGAGUGAACAAGUGUUGCAGAAUGAUUAUCUUGUCAACCAAUCAAGGUAGCUCUUUUCACUCUGUUUGAAAUGUGAAUAUAAAUGGGCAUGUGAGGAAAGUAUUAUUCUAGAGCAGAUGAUGGUUAACCUGCAGAAAUGAAAUGAAUAAGGAAGGAAGUGCUCCUAUAAUAAGUGUGAACAUUUCAUAUUAUCUGCAGCCCUGUUUUUCAGUCAGACUGAAAUGUACUGUGUACAUUUUUUUUGACAGUGAGGAACUGAAGAAAUGUCAGGAGAAUAUCCAGUCCCUGGAAACUGAGAUACAGAAGAUUGCACAAGAAAUUGAAUUGCAGGAAUCAAAUGAGAAUACGUAAAUAUUGUAACCUUAUAUCCAAACUCAUCAUUGGGGGAAUCAAAAUUAACCCAUUGUCAAUGUACAUAUAAUCUAAAAUAUCCUGUAAUAGUCUGUUGCUCUAGUCCAAGGCGAUCCCCUACUUUCCUCUUUAGCUUCCUCAGGUUGAAGUGAAUGCCUAACAAUAUUUACAGCAAAUAUGGACCCUCUUAGAAUAAGCCUCAUGAUCCUCUAAAUAUCUGAGAGUGUCAGUUACCAAGACAAAGUAUACAUGUAAUAUUUCAGCUCUUCCAUAUAUCGUCUCAAGUCUCAGUAUACAAAGCUGUGCAGUGAACUGGAAACUGAACGUGAAGUUGCAGUGGGAAUCAGAGAAAGACUGGUCAGUGCUGAGUAAGUGACAUUUAAUUGUGACAUUUGAGUGAUAAGUAGUGAUUGUACAGUUAAGCGUAGCCUGCGUAGUUUGUCCUAAACGUCUCUAAUGUGUUUAGAUACUCACUCUCAUUGGCUACAAUGGAACAAGGUCGUUUCUUAUUGGCUGGCGAGGAACUUGAAAAAGAGGAACAAUUGGAAAUGAAGAAUAAAGCAGAAGCGAGUGCGGGGAGGAUAAGAAAAGAAAAUGUUACUGCAACGGCGGCAGAGAAGAGACGAAGAAUAAGAGAAAAGUAUAUUUUAAUGACGGAGGAAUUUUCCCCAGAUAGAUGUAAAUUAUGUGUUGUGUAAAAUCUUCUCAUUGACACAUUGUAACUUCAUAUAGAGAUCACAUCACAACACUCCGUGAAAGAGAAAGGAAACACCGUCAUGCGAUAAACAUGGCGAAACGAAGCAGAGAGCAGGCUUCAAAGUUUUUAAAAGAGACUAUGUCAAGGUAGGUAGGAUGGUGAGCGAUAAUUGGGAAAGUAUGUCUUUAAUCUUUAAUCUGAUACUCCUAAAUCAGCUUACAACUAUACUAGGAGAUAUAUAUGUAUAAUAUAUCAAAAAUUAUUUUGAUAAACUUUGUGUUUUAGAGUUCGUUUAAAAGAAGCUGAAGAGGAAGAAUUUCAUCGUGUUGACAUGGAGAACAGAAUAAAAAAUUUACUUAGCUUAAAAAGUAAUAUUGAGAGUAAUAAGGUAUGUCUGAGGAUAAUAAGGUAUGUUCGAGGAUAAUAGGUAUGUCUGCGAAUAAGGUAUGUCUGAGGAUAAUAAGGUAAUUGUCUAAGGAUAAUAAGGUUUGUCUGAGGAUAGGAAGGUAUGCCUGAGGAUAAUAAGGUAUGUCAGAGGAUUAGGUAUGUCUGAGGGAUAUGUAAGGCAAACUGGCUAAAAUAACGUGAUCUGGCUGGACUUAUUCUGGGAACAAAUAAUUCCUCCUAGUUUCCACCCGAUCAACACAAAUCCAAACUACACACAGUCUGUGUAAGUAGUGCCAAUAAAUAAGAAAGGUAACUUCACGACGAAGGGCCUUCGCUCGAAAUGUCAAAGUUCUCCUUGUACUUUUCAGAUAGUUGUAUCACAAACUACACCCAGAAGUUUAUCUGUUCAGAUUUCCUAGACUGUUCAGAGUUGGGUGAUUGUUUUGUUUGCUGUAUUAAUUCGUACACACCGAAUGGAUCAUUUGCAUUAUAGACUAAAUUUUGAUCUAGACAGAAAUUUCAUCACAGCUUGAAAGAGCAUCACAAAAUUAGUAAUAUUCCAAAGUUUCGUUGCGAAAUGUUGUAAAAUGCAGAUAAUAUAGCCAUGCGAAGUUUGCCGUUUUUCAGUCAUUUUGUAUUACGCACGGGAAAUUGACAGCCCAAUCGGGUGUUGGGGCAUCAAUUUCCCGUUUGUAAUACAAAAUGACUGAAAAUUGCAUAUUUCGCAAGGCUAUAUUAUCCGCAUUUUACAACAUUUCGCAACGAAACUUUGGAAUAUUACUAAUUUUGUGAUGCUCUUUCAAGCUGUGAUGAAAGUUUUGUCCAGACCAAAAUUUAGUCUAUAAUGCAAAUGGUCCAUUAUCAAGCGAACUUUCUUUUCUCCAUCAAGACGGAUCAUCCGUCGUGCCAAUAUAUUUAUUCGCUGUUUCAUGAACAAAAUCUUACCUGUCUAGGAAAGUCUUCGUGCUGUCGAAGCAAGACGUGUUUACUUAAAAAAUGAACAAGAACAAAGAGAUCACCAGGAAAGAGAAGAGAUUUUGACUGAAGGAUUGAAUCCUGACGAGGUUUUAACAAGGCGCAAGAGAAUAAGACAAUUCGAGAAAGAUAAAGAGUAAUUCUUGAUUAUUUUAUAGUAGUACUUGGGUGUCCCUCCAUAUCACAAAUUGAUUAUAUGAAUUAAGUUAAACACAAGUAAACCAAUAUAUUCCACAAGUAUAUAUCUUUACAAUCUUAACUGUUUUAAUGGCUUUGUUAAAAGUUAUAUGUUGGGCUCUCAUAUUUAUUAUAAGAAUUCGUUUUUCGCCUGGCAAACCUCUGGCAACGAUAUUAAAGUAUAUUCCAUGUCUAUAUCAUGGUCAACUUUUUAUUUUCAUUUCGUUUUCUCGGGAUUUCUUUCUAUUAACUGUCAUUUUAUUUCAGAACGUUUGAAAAGAGGCAGAGAGAGCGACAGGUAGAGACUUCUAAGUACUUCCCUUUCUGCAACUUAUCAUAGAUCGAUUUCACUGUCAUGCAUUUGAUUUUUAUCAAUGUACGGUUAUCGGAGUGAGAAAGUCAUGUAAAUUGUUUUCAUUGCAUUUGGUGGAAAAUAAAUUCAAUUGGGUCACGUAGUUUAACGUUAUUGCUCGUAGACUGUCAAUAUUUGGUGAGAAAUAAGUGGAUUUAGGUCAUGUAUAGUUUAACUUUACUGCGUCUAGAGAGUGUGCCUACGUUUUUGAGGUUGACCAGUAUCUGCUGUGACGCAUCCUUGUUGGAAGCCACUAAAAUGAAUAUAAUUAUUGCAGAUUGAAAUAGCUGAUAAGUUAGUACGCGAAGAAAAGCAAAUGAAGAAACGAUAUCAACAACAGCCACAACUUUGGACAGACAAACAACGCGAUAGAAACAAGGUAACUGUUUUAUAUCGUGGAAAACACCAUGUUUAGUUGUUGGGAAAUAAAGCUUUCGAUCCGGAGGUCUAAAUCUUCAUCAGCUAGUGCAUGAAACCUAUAGGAAAGGUACUGUACUUUCAAAUAGAUAGAAACCAAGGGGCUAUUGUUCACAGUUGCAUGAAUUAGCUCUAACACUUGUUUCAAAACUUUUGAAUAUAAAACUUCCAUUCAUCCAGACAAUCCAGACAUGAUCUCUGGGAAAAUAUCUCCAAGUUUAUCACCAAGCUGUUGGUGAAAUUGUUUUGUAGCUUUUCGUUAACCCAGGAUAAAGGUCUUCAAGUUAACAAGAUAUGUGCAUGUUACUGUGUAAAAGUUUGACUUUGUUAAGGUGCAGUAACAAGAAUUUAACGUGUGUUAAAUCACGCCUGUAUUACAAUACGCGAAAGAACAUGCAUGGAUAUUAUUAACUAACAUUAAUUGAAAUCAGUUUUUGUUGCAAGUUUCAGCAAUUCUUGUAUUACAUCACCUUUCAUAUUGUUCUUCAUUAGAGAUUUGGACGUCGAAAGAGCAAGUCAAAAUCUUUGAGAGUCUACAGUGGAUCGUCUUCAAUGGAAUACAGCGCUGACGCUGAGGACGCUGGGGUAUGAAGCAUAUUACAUGACAUUUACGUGUUGUCCAGCAAGUUGAGUAGCAACAAUGUGAACUUACUAUGUUCUGUUUAUUCAAGGGAGCAUUCGUACCAAGCAAACUCAUCACAGUCUCCUCAGAUGACGAAGACGAGUUCUCUCCAUUUGGUCAUACAAGUCGAGACGAGGAGAAAGAAGGGUACAACUAAAUAAAAUACAACAAAUAUGCUGACUAUCCUGGUUCUCCCGAAUUUCACCCGUUUUUACAUGGAACUAACGGUGCGGCUUGCGAAACCAAAGCACUCGAGUUCACUCAAGCCUCACUCAAACAAGCAUUAGAGUUGACGAGGACUGAUAAGACUUACAACUCUUAGGCACUCUCAUCGAUACUUAUGCAAUCUCAUCAACUUUGAACUGAUUCAAAUAUUGAUGAGAGUUGAUGUGAGUUUUCGCCACGGGCGCGGUAAUAUCCACUCAACUGUCAUGCAACUCUUGUUCUCGUUUCACCUGGCGCAGAAUAUAAACCACUUUUUGAACGAACCUGAAAUUAUACUUUUGCGAACAAGUUUCACAGUUGUAAUCUGUCAAGAAAAUGCCAUUGACAACAUUAUAUUCGCGCAAACAAAGCAUUGAUAAUCAGCCUGGAUAGGCGAGCCAGCCUGAGUCAUUGACAUUGUGUUGAUACGGAAAAUACCAGCCCAGUGUAAGUGAGAUCCUGGGUCAGUUGCGGCGGAAUCUCGCUUAGGGUGGUAAACUCGGUUCCUAUGUAAACACAAGAUGAAAUUUAUUAGGGAAUAUUAACAAGCAACCCUAAUUCAUUCUAUUCCAGUGAUUCUGAUCAUGAGGGCGACGAUCUGGCUGAACCUGAAUUUCGAGGAUUAUGGGAAGAAAAUGAGAAAAAUGAAAAUAAGGUCUGCAAUCAAUUGUUUUGUCAUCUUAACCUAUACGUUAUGUGAUAAAUUGAGAGUAUAAAAGUCCCCUUGCUGUAUCAUUUAAUCUUUCUAGAUAAUUAUGAGCUCUGUAUUGUUAUUUUUAAUAUAGCCAGCUACUGGACUCUGUAGUUUUAAUCUUGUUUUAUCGAGCGAUACGCUCAAAAUUUAGAAUAUAUAAAAAGUGUAUAAACGAACAUAAAUUAUGUUAUUUUAGAAUUUGGAUAGAGCUGAAACGAAACUAAAGUUCACAGACCAUAUUCCCAGUAAAACCGAACAGGUAGAAUAGUUCGUUUCAUUUAUUUAUUUCAUCACGGUAUUUAGUAUUUUUGCACAAGUGAAUAUAACAAAUCCUACAAGUUGAUUGGUCAAAUUAGACGUAUUAAGCUGUCGUAUAGUUAAAUAGUAGAAAUUGAAUAUUUUAGGAAAUGAUGGAACGUGCUUUGAUGAAGCAAAAAGAAAGCAUUGUUCAGAAACAAGUUGCUGUUGGAAGAGAAUUUAAGGUUUGUCAAGCAGAAUGGACCAUAUGCAUUAUAGACUAAAUUUUGAUCUAAACAAGUCUAGAUAAAAAUUUCAUCAUAGCUUGAAAGAGCAUCACAAAAUUAGUAAUAUUCCAAAGUUUCGUUGCGAAAUGUUGUAAAAUGCUGAUAAUAUAGCCUUGCAUGCGAAGUUUGCCGUUUUUCAAUCAUUUUGCAUUACGCGGGGGAAAUUGACAGCCCAAUACCUUUUGGGGCUGUCAAUUUCCCGUUUGUAAUACAAAAUGACUGAAAAACGGCAAACUUCGCAAGGUUAUAUUAUCCACAUUUUACAACAUUUCGCAACGAAACUUUGGAAUAUUACUAAUUUUGUGAUGCUCUUUCAAGCUGUGAUGAAAUUUUUAUCUAGACUUGUUGAGAUCAAAAUUUAGUCUAUAAUGCAAAUGGUCCAUUGAAACAGGAUGAUCUCACGUGGUUAUAUACUUUUUUCUUGUUUCAUCUAGGGACAAGCAUUCUACAGUAAACCAGAAGUAGUCAUUUUUAAGGUACUGUAGAUCUUUAAUUUUGUUGAAAGGUUUUAGAUGUCAGUAUUGUCACUCCAGUAAGCCAGGCUGUUAAGCUUAUUCCAUAUGUGUCGAUCGUAUAAAACUACAAUUGAUUUCAUUCGUAGGACUUCAAUAUUGGGAAGAGUUAUCGUAAAAAAGUUGUACUGACCAAUGUGUCAUAUACACAGAACUUCUGUAAAUACAUCGGCAUGUCCUCCCAUUUACUGGAUUUUAUUGAUAUAAUGUAAGUAAAGUUUGUUGACUCCCAUUGAGAGCAUCCAACUUUAGCUUUCUACAUUGUGUUCCAUUCCUUAUAAUUGUUACUUUUUAGUUACGAUCCGCCUGGGGCAAUGUCCGCUGGCCUGACGUGUGAUUUCACUGUAAUAUUUAAGCCAAUGGUAAGCGACUACAGAAAUGAUCCGGAUUGGAGACCUUUGCCGGCAAAACCUGCGAUUAAAACUACUCCCACGCUUUGUAUAAAACACAUUAAUUAAAUCUAGUCCUGCUAUGAUCUUUUAUCCAGCUCAAUGAAGAUCUUGUUGGUCAAAUAGAUUUCUUGGCUCAAACUGGACCUUUUUCUGUACCUGUGAAAUGUUUUACUAAGAAAUGCCAGGUACCUUUCUCUGCAUACAUUCAUUAUGUAUUGUAUUUGACAGUCCAUCUUGUUCUAGUGACAUUUCGUGUGUUUAGGUCAGCGUUGAUAAAAAUGAGAUAAAUUACGGCAGUCAAGUUCUGGGAGAAAUUUGUAAGAAGACGAUCAUGUUAAUCAAUGAUGGUGCUUUAGCUACCAAGUUUAAUGUAAAGAAAAUCCAAGCCGAGCCUGCAUCAGUUGCUCCAUUACCUGAGUCGGUAAGACCUUAAACGAGGCUUUAUUUUAUAUAGCCGGAUCAGUCCGGAAUUUCUGUAUUUACUGUACACUACGAGCCUUGGUUUUUGAGCCUUUAUUUUUUGUUGUUUUGUAGGAACUCGGAUCAAAUAUCGCAGAAAAUUCUGUGGGAAACAAGCACAAUGAAGAGCAGUCAAAAAGUACGUAUCUUGUGCUAUACAGAGAGUAGACUGAGUAGUAAUUAUAUAUUUAAUGUUCCAGUCUAACGAGGUUGAGAGUUGAUGAAAAUGAUUAAGUAUGGUUGAUUAGAGUUGAUGAAAGUUGAUAAGAGUUGAUGAAAAUUGGUAAGAGUUGAUGAAAGUGAUUAAGUAUGGUGGAUAAGAGUUGAUGAAAGUUGAUAAGAGUUGAUGAAAGUGAUUAAGUAUGGUUGAUGAAAGUUGAUAAGAGUUGCAAAUAUCGGCCGCGUUCGACCGUCAACUCUCAUGCACUUUCAUCAUGGCAACUACACACGGUAAUGUCCAGUCCAUAUCUUCAACUCCCAUGCAACUCUUCUCGUCUGAGAGACUGACUCAUGUGGACUCAUCAGCUCUCAUUCUCGUUUGAUCAGGGCUUCAGAAACACGGAAAUAUAUCUUAUGAUCGUUUGACGCAUAUUUUGCGGUGCAUAUCAUUGAGAGUGUCAUCUAGAAUUAACUCCCAUAAAUAUGUUAUCACAUAUUUUUACCUUAGUUGGUAAUGAUAGAAUCCAGGAUCAGGCAAACAUUGUUCAAACACACCAAGACACGAAUAUCGUUUCUAAACAACAAGAGCCAGGACAAGAAGACGCACAAGGUAUUUCUCAAUUCAGUAGAUUAAGAAAUGUAUUGAGAAGACAUUCUCCUGGCAAGGAACUGAAGUGUGGUCCAUCCUAACAAUCUCAAUUCAUAACCCUAGACUGUGUGGAUGGACAUGAAGGUGAACCUAGUCAGAUGGACAAUGUUUUUACUGUGGGCAAGGUAUGUGAUAUAUCAUCAUGGCCCCAAGCUCAGGUAGCAACGCUUAUAUCAUCAUGAUCAUCAUAAUCAUCAUGAUCAUCAUAAUCAUCAUCAUUAUCAUCAUCAUCAUAAUCACCAUUAUUAUCAUUAUCAUCAUCAUCAUGCAAUAAAGCAUCAACUAUCCUUGUCCCCAGUACCGCGCUACGUUGUUACCGUGGACCUGGGGACGAAGAUGUACAUCAACUGGAUAGUGAUUUUUAACCUUUGUAAAAGUGCCUAAAAAGUUUAAGUCACUAUCCUCGUGUCCCCAGGAAGGUUUAGAAAUGUGGUAGCUGUGGUACUUUUAAAUGUAAAUAAGUAUUCUUCCUUUGUCUUAGGUUUCCUGUGGUGACCUUCUUCCGUUCUCUUCAGUUCAAGUUGAUAUAAUAUUUGCGCCCGUGAAACCUGGUGACAGCAGUUGCUUGUUUGAAAUUACUUUUGAAGAUACUGCAACUUCACCGGUAAGUCGUCCUUCCAGUGUAAGAGCAUUCCCUUGGCUGCUCGCAGGCUACGAUUGUAUGCUCAUGCAUGAAUUAUCAUAUUUCUGCGCAUAUAUAUACUCUGUAUUCUGAAGUUGAAGUAUAGUAAUUUCUUCAAAAGUGGAAAAUGUUGCUAAAAGAUAUAUAAGUUGUUUCAAAGGUGUUCACAAACUUUAUAUCGACAGUGUUUUGAUUUAUUUAGAUCAUUAUUACUGCUCAAGGAACUGGUAUUGAUGUCCCCGUUUGGGUAGAUCGUGAGGUACAGUGCAGUGCAGUUUUUGGUACUUUUGUACAGAAGAAUACAGUACGAUAUAGUGCAAUGCAAUGGCGUACAGUACGGACAAUAUAGUACAAUAUAGUACAAUAUAGUACAGUACAACAUGUCUAUUUCUCCAAUCCAAAAUUGCUUUAUAUGGUUUGUUGUAGGUAGUUGAUCUCAAGAUUUGUAUGUUUGAUCGACUCUAUCAAGAUGCCAUUGUAGUUAAUAAUAGGUAAGAUUCAAAGAUAAAUUAUCCUGCUUUCGAUGAGCUUCCUAUCAGUGAGACACUAAAUGAACUGGAUGGUUCUACCUAUUUAAACUGUUCUUUCUAAAGGUCCAGAAAAUCUCUGCCUUUGUUGGUCCAGUGCUAUUACAAGACGAGACUUAAACAAAACUAAAUUCAUUUAUUCUCGAUAAACUUCUGAAGUUUUGAGUUCUAAACUGUGCUGCUGGGAGUCCCAGUGUCCCUUAUUGAUCCUCCCGGGAAACAUAAUGAAAACCUACAUAAACAACGGCUGGUUAAAUUAAUGUAAUCUACAUGUCCACAAUUUUAUCCUUCAUUUCAUUCAGAGCGACGUCAGCGCUGAGACUUAAGUUUGAAGUGUGUAAAGAACUAAAGAAUCACCUGGAGUUGCUACCAAAGACCGCCUACAUUCAAGCUCAAUCACAAUUCUCCGCUCAAUUGAAAUUUUUACCAAGGUGCGUAAAGGUUGUGCCGUCGUACAGCUUGCAGUAGUCAAAAUGAUGUUUUAUCGUAAGAAGUAUAGUUGAUGAGAAAUUAUGAUGUCAAUAAAUGUUGACAUUUUAGCAGGAAGAAAAUUAGCGUGCCUGCCCUGGAGCGCUUACUUAAUCCCACCAAUUGACACGUAAAUGAUCGCGCCGGGAAAAGUCUUCGAUUUCUUUGUUAUGAUGUCGAUGAGAGUUGACGAUUUCCCCUUGUUGGAAAACAUGCACUAGUUUAUCGUCGUUUGACCUCAGCAUAAUUUUUGUUUAUUUAUAAAGAGGAAACUCAAGAUUGGUUAAUAUUUUACUGACACGAGUUUUGUCAAACAUCUGAUUACUUUGUAGUAUCGAGAUUUUGGGCAAUCUCGUUCGAUAAGUCUAACAGUUCAAGGGUUUUUUUGUAGAUGGAAAUUAAAAUAUUAUAAUAGACUUACUUCAUAGUCGCCUAGCCACACUCAAUACAUGUGUCUUUGAGUGAUGUGGUUGUUUCAUAUAUGUAGUCUCAGGAUCUGAAAAACGUUAUUUUUGAAAUAGGAAGACAUUAUUCGAAGACUGUCCUGAGUGUUUCAAUAAUGAAACUGGUUUACUUGAAGUUCCACUGGUGAUCAGAGUCGCUGACCAGGUAAUUUCUACAAAAUGUUUGAUUAUUGUUUCACCUCAAUGUGAGAAGAAUGCUUCCAGUUUUUUACUCUAUCAAGCACCGCUGGCUUUCUCCAGGUACUCCGAGUGCUGGACACUAGGCUAUCCAAUGAGGAGUCGCUGCUUGUAUUAAACCUUUUAUUUUCAUAUAUAUAGACACGUCCAGUCCACUUCACGAUGCGUGCAAUUAUCACUCCGUCGGAUAUUGAGUUCAGUGUUUCCGAAGUAAAUCUAGGUUACUGCACUACAGUGGAAUCAGUACGUCAGACUAUCACAAUGACAAACAAGUCAAUUCUUGCUCAGAUGUACGGGUUUUGUGGCGUACCUGAGGUAUUUAUACAUCGUUUCUUUCUCAGUAGGGCAUCCACAGGCGUCCUUAGACAGCCUUUCUCUCGUUCAGGUUGAGCUGCGUCCUCCGUAAUUCAACUCAUCUCUGUAACUCAUCUCAUCUUCGUAAUUCAACUCAUCUCUCAGCAUUCUCGUACCCAGAGCCCUUCUUACACGCGGUGCGACGAGGGGCUCUGGCCAAAUCCAUAUUUCGAACUGGCAUCUGAUUGGCUAGAUCUAACACAGGAUAUUGUUUUCUUACCAUAUUUUUAUGGUAUCCGGUUAUGGAUUUGGCCAGAGCCUCUCGUCGCACCGCGCGUAAGAAGGGCUCUGGGUACGAGAAUGAUCUCUCAGCUGUAAGUGCGGAUGAUUAGCACAGCCACAUACUUAUGUCAUGGUUUUGUAUUUAGUGUUUUGAAGUACAACCUAACGAUGGUUUUGGAACAUUGCUUCCUUUGGAAAGUUUGGAUAUUGAUAUCAUUUUUAGUGCCAAAAAAGCCCAGGUAUUUAUUAUCUCCACCACAAUUAUCUAACGUAUAUAUAUAGCGCUUGAUUUGUCACUCUAUAUAAACGCAGACUGUCUUUCACCCAACCCCCCGGAAGAGACAGAUUGUAUGCCAUCCACCAGGGGGGUGGUUAUAUUGUACCAUGAGAUCAUUCUUCUUAGGAGUACAACUUGGAGCUGGUUUGUAAGAAUGGUAUUGGUACAGAAUACCGCGUAUCGUGUAGAGGGAUUGGUGUCUACCCACCGCUGGCACUGUCCCAGUCCACUAUAUCAUUCCGCGCGACUGCCGUGGCCGACAGCUCGAUCGCAAGUCUGGAAGUGGUCAAUAGUCAUACUGAUGGAAAUGAGUUUACCCAUGAAGUACCGCGCAUUGGACAAGGACCUGUGGCCAAGCUUGGACCAACCACAUUUGAGUUUGUUGUCCCCCCUGGCGCUCCAGUUACUAUAUCUCCUGCAGUGGGAGUGGUUAUGCCUGGCCAGGUAACUUACUACACAUGAGAAUUAUUCGUUAUAUGCUUUACGUAUUACAUCUAAUAUAUAGACGUAUUUGGCACAGUUGGGCUUCCUGCAAUAUAUGCCAUUGUCUGAUUAUAAUUCUGCCUCGGCCGUUUGUGAGAAAGUGCUUCUAGUUCAACUCAAAACAUCGCACUUUCAGCCAUUUAGGCAUUCUGGUCCCUUACUUGACCUCGAAGGAGGACUGUUUGUACUGUGAUGGAGAGCUAUUUAGCGUCACAUUGAAUGUAAUGGUGGAAGUGAGAUCUGAACAUGUCUAUUCGUAUGAGAUGGUGGAGCUCUAGGAAAGAAGUAUUUCGUCCAGUAUUAAUAAGGUUAUUUUCUGUCUUUCAGAGUUGUAAUAUUGAGGUGACAUUCAGUCCUCGACUGCCGGACUCAGACGUUAUGCAAGAAGCAUGUCGUAUUGCAGAGAAAAUGGCGGAAAUUAAACGCAAGAUGAGCGAAGAGAACGCGGCGAAGGAGAAGCUGGAAGAUGUCCCACCUCCUGGAAAGAAGCAGUUGGGUAAAGUUGGGAAAAAGAGCGGGAAAGGUUCACCAAAACGAGGCCAGACACCCGCAAGUACACCUGGGAUACGCAAUCAAACAACACCGAACAAAACAAGUAAAGAUUUUAAAGAGGGGUAAGCUAGACAUUGAGAUA